UAAACUUGGUCACAUCAAACUCAACCAACUUGGAGCCCUCCCCAUUCCCACUUCAAAUAGGUUCCCAAUCUCAAUCCAAUUCGACUCGAAAUCUCUCAGUCUUAUAAACGACUCUAGUUACAACUAGCUAAAAUUCGAACAGUCCAAUUCCAACCACCUUGCCUAACUCCCUUAUAUGUAUCUUAUAGUUUGUCACUAGUUCAAAUACACCUUCCUUUCUGGAUCUUUUAUUUCUUUGAUCUAGUUUCACAACCCUUGUACUAGAAUCCCACAAUGCCACCUGUGCACUCUAGCCCUUAUUUCCAAAUGGAUAAUCCAACCAUACUAUCUUUGCUCCGGCAAACUACCGGCGAGAAGCGCUCUAAGUCUAGUUCCGGCGGGCUGCUUAAAAUGUUCAAGCUUUUCCCCAUGUUAACCUCAGGUUGCAAGAUGGUUGCACUUCUGGGCCGCCCUCGAAAGCCUUUACUUAAAGACAGUGCUACUACAGGUACCCUUUUCGGCUACCGAAAAGGGAGAGUAAGUCUAGCCAUUCAAGAAGAUCCUCAUUGCAUGCCGAUGUUUGUUAUAGAACUACCGAUCCAUACAAGUACUUUUCACAAAGAAAUGGCGUCAGAUAUCGUAAGAAUCGCUCUAGAGAGCGAGACGAAGACUCAUAAGAAGAAAGUGCUGGAAGAGUUUGUAUGGGCUGUGUAUUGUAAUGGAAGAAAAAUCGGCUACUCUAUCAGAAGGAAGCAAAUGUCCGAUGAUGAGCUUCAUGUUAUGCAGCUUUUGAGAGGCGUUUCAAUGGGCGCCGGUGUUCUUCCGAGCCCAAAUGAGAAGGAAAGUGCAGCCGAUGGUGAGUUGACGUACAUAAGAGCAAGGUUUGAGAGAGUGGUGGGUUCCAAAGAUUCUGAAGCUUUGUACAUGAUUAACCCUGAUGGUGCACCAGGGCCAGAACUGAGUAUUUUCUUUGUCAGGGGUCAUUAGAUUCUAGGAUUUUUCUAUGUUUAGACUUAACAUUGUAGUGUGGUUUUCAAAUUUACAGUCUCAUUCCAUGGAUUUUCAGUGUUGAUCACUGUGUGCAAUAUCCUAAAUUUUAACAUAAAUUUCCCUGGAAAUUGUUUUAUUUUCA
Manihot esculenta (cassava) is the source of this 1111-nucleotide messenger RNA. Its product is annotated as protein MIZU-KUSSEI 1. NCBI's taxonomy places the organism in Eukaryota, Viridiplantae, Streptophyta, Magnoliopsida, Malpighiales, Euphorbiaceae. The transcript has a single exon. Bases 274 to 966 code for a protein of 230 amino acids. Gene Ontology annotation, biological process: hydrotropism. The record is from RefSeq and is a predicted model, not a curated record.